UCGUGGAAAUGAUAGAUGGAAGAAAGAUUAUAAAGUGACACAAGCAAUCUUUAGCCAAGAGACAUUAUCGAUGGUCAUACCUAUGGCCGCUGUUUCUUGCAUGCUUGCUUUUCUUCUCUCUUGUCUAAUAUCUAGAGCCAGCGCCCAGGUUACCCACAAGUACUGUGAUAACAAGGAAGGGAACUACACAAUCAAUAGCACCUAUCACAACAAUCUCAACACCCUUCUAUCCAAGCUUUCUUCCCACACAGAAAUUAAUUAUGGUUUCUACAACUUCUCAUAUGGUCAAAACAAUGACAAAGUAAACGCCAUUGGGCUAUGCAGAGGAGAUGUUGAGCCAGAUAAGUGCCGCAGGUGCCUCAACGAUUCUGCAGCCACGAUCACACAGCUUUGUCCAAACCAGAAAGAGGCAUAUUUGUGGUUGAAGACCAACGAAUGCCAGUUGAGUUAUUCUCCGCGCUCAAUAUUCGGUGUCGUGGAAUCUUCUCCUUGGUUCUACAUGAAGAACAGUAACAAUGUAACGGAACCGGAUAAGUUUAACCAAGCCCUCACCAACUUAAUGAAGAAUCUCACAGCCGUGGCUGCAUCAGGUGACUCUCGUCGCAAGUAUGCUGCGGAUAGUGUUGAUGUUUCAACUCUUCAAACCAUAUAUGGUCUUGUGCAGUGCACCCCUGAUUUGUCCGAGACAGACUGCAAUAGAUGCUUGGAUGGGGCUAUAUACGAAAUCUCAUCGUGUUGUGCGAACAAGAAGGGUGUUAGAGUUGUUAGACCAAGUUGUAAUAUUAGAUUCGAAACUUACAGCUUCUACGAUCAAACGCCUAAAUUAGACCCUGAUGCAAUACCACCAUCACCAUCAUCUCCUUCCUCCUUCAAUAACACUUCCGCCAAAGAGAGCAAAAACACAACAAUUGUCAUUGCCGUUGUUGUUCCUACUGUCGUUCUUGCUGUCGUUUCCCUCCUUUGUCUCUGCAGUUAUUUAAGUAGGAGGAAGGCAAGAAAACGUUUAGCAGUUAAUCAAGAUGAUGAUGACAUCGAAAUUACUCAGUCAUUGCAAUUUGACUUCGAGACAAUACGAGUUGCUACAGAAGACUUCUCUGAUUCUAAUAAACUUGGAGAAGGUGGAUUUGGAGCUGUUUACAAGGGUAGGCUCCCCAAUGAACAGAUGAUUGCGGUCAAAAGGUUGUCAAGUGGAUCCAGCCAAGGAGACACAGAGUUUAAGAAUGAAGUGCUUUUAGUGGCCAAGCUUCAGCACAGAAAUUUAGUCAGACUACUUGGUUUCUGCUUGGAAGGAAGAGAAAGGCUACUCGUCUAUGAGUUUGUUCCUAACAAAAGCCUUGAUUAUUUCAUAUUUGAUCCAGCCAAGAAAGCACUGUUGGAUUGGGCAAUGCGAUACAGAAUCAUAAAAGGUAUUAGCCGAGGGCUUCUCUACCUUCACGAAGAUUCUCUUCUGCGUAUUAUACAUCGUGAUCUCAAAGCAAGCAAUAUUCUCUUAGACGAAGAGAUGAAUCCUAAGAUAGCAGAUUUUGGCAUGGCAAGACUGGUUUUACUGGAUCAAACUCACGCAAAUACAGAUAGAGUUGUGGGAACCUAUGGAUACAUGGCACCGGAGUACAUAACGCAAGGACAAUUUUCGGUGAAGUCAGAUAUCUUUAGUUUUGGUGUACUGCUUCUUGAGAUCGUAAGUGGCCAGAAAAACAGUAGCUUUCGUCAUGGGGAGAAUGUUGAAGACCUACUGAGCUUCACAUGGAGAAACUGGAGGGAGGGAACAGCUGUAAAAAUUGUAGAUCCAUCAUUGAACAACAAUUCAGUAAAUGAAGUGAUGAGAUGCAUUCAUAUUGGUUUGCUCUGUGUUCAAGAAAACAUAACUAAUAGACCAACCAUGGCGACCGUUAUGCUCAUGCUCAGUAGCUAUUCUCUCAGUCUUCCCAUCCCUUCUGAACCUGCAUUUUAUGCCCACAGUACAACUAGAAGCCUUCCAGCCACGUAUUCAUGGGGACACAGUUCAAGGGCAACAACAAACAAAUCUGCUCAAGAGUCAGAAAAUGAGAAUUCAAUAACUGAGCUGUACCCUCGCUAGAUUUUGGUAACGGGAUUGAUAUUCGUUCACUAUCAAUACUUAGACUACGUAAAUAC
Messenger RNA from Vigna umbellata (rice bean), 2133 nucleotides. The record is from RefSeq and is a predicted model, not a curated record. Lineage: Eukaryota; Viridiplantae; Streptophyta; Magnoliopsida; Fabales; Fabaceae.